Messenger RNA from Phycodurus eques (leafy seadragon), 1718 nucleotides. RefSeq names its product zinc finger and BTB domain-containing protein 26-like. The record is from RefSeq and is a predicted model, not a curated record. Gene Ontology annotation, cellular component: nucleus. Gene Ontology annotation, molecular function: RNA polymerase II cis-regulatory region sequence-specific DNA binding; protein binding; DNA-binding transcription factor activity, RNA polymerase II-specific. Gene Ontology annotation, biological process: regulation of transcription by RNA polymerase II. Lineage: Eukaryota; Metazoa; Chordata; Actinopteri; Syngnathiformes; Syngnathidae.
UUGUUUAUCUAAAAACUAAAAUAAGCUUGCCCUACAUGUACACCUGAAUGAAUUAGUCCUCCAAGAUGUGUAUUUAUGUGAACGUAACACUCCAAUGCAGAGGGAGGCGGUGUGCUCAAACCUAUUUUGUUAGAACGACCUAAAGCCGGAACGCGGAGGACAGGCCAAGGAAGAAGCUGUCCGACACUGUUUUUGUUUACGAGGCGACAACCUAACAAAAGUGACAGGCUUGUCUCCAGCGACUUCAACAGACCAACCACACAGUCUUGCAGAUCUACGGUGGACCUUAUUUAUGUGCAUUGUUGCAGCCUGUAGUUCACUAUGGCCCAGAACCAGGUCAUCCUGCAGUUCCACUUUGCCACAUUUGGCGACUCCAUGCUGCAGAAGAUGAACCUCCUUCGGCACCAGCGACGCUUCUGUGACGUCACUGUACGCAUCAACCAGCUUAAAGUCUCAGGUCAUAAGGUGGUGUUUGCUGCUGGUUCUUCUUUCCUAAGAGACCAGUUCAUCCUUCAGCAGGACUCCAAUGAAGUGCAGAUCUCCAUGAUCCAGGAAGCAAAGGUCGGCCAGCAGCUGCUGCUGUCCUGCUACACGGGACAACUUGAGUUUCCUGAACUAGAGCUGGUCAAUUACCUGACAGUAGCCAGCUUCCUCCAAAUGGGCCACAUUGUUGAGCAGUGCACUCAAGCGCUAAACAAGUUCAUCAAGCCACAGCUUCCUCACAAGCUGGAAGUGGAAAGUGAGAUGAGAAAGGCAAGCAAGGACGAAGGUUUGAGAGAGCGGGAGCACUGCCAAGUGCCGACUGUCCAGAAGGUGGAGCCCAUGGCGGAUGAUAUCAGUAGUGAUGAUGAUGAUGAAGAUGAUGACGAUGAUGUCAUUUUACAGCCCAAAUCCUCUCCUCAGAUCUCAGAUACAAAUCCCAGGCACGAUGUGGAAGAGAGUGACAUAAGCAUAGUAAAGGUGGAGUCUGUGGUGCCUAACUUUCCCACCAGCUCUCCAGCCGCCCUGCGCUCACCUGAGCCCCAACACUCUCUCAUCAAUUCCACCGUGGACAGUCGUGGGAGUGAAACGACGGCGCCCCCUAGCAUGCCAGACUUCAGUCCCCCUUCUCCGUCCAAUCCAGCAGAGAAACCGAGCGGUCACCAGAGGAACUACGACAAACCUCUCCAGUGGUACCACCAGUGCCCCAAGUGCAGCCGUGUCUUCCGGCAGCUGGAAAAAUACGCCAACCACCUCAAGAUGCACAAGCUCUUCAUGUGCCUCCUGUGUGGGAAGACAUUCACGCAGAAAGGCAACCUGCACCGACACAUGCGCGUCCACGCGGGCAUCAAACCCUUCCAGUGUAAGAUCUGUGGGAAGACCUUCACUCAAAAGUGCUCUUUACUGGAUCAUCUGAACCUGCACAGCGGGGACAAACCUCACCGCUGUAACUACUGUGACAUGAUGUUCGCUCACAAGCCUGUUCUCCGCAAGCACCUCAAACAGAUCCACGGCAAAAACAGCUUCGACAACGCAAAUGAAGGCAACCUGCACGAUGGUGGGCCUGAAGAGAAUGACAACACUGGUCCCUUUUUCAUUCACUCAAACAAUUAUGAGACGGACUUAAAGGAGACAUAUUAUGGAAAAUUGACUUUUUAAUGUUUGUAUACAAAUAGUUGGGGGUCUGUAGUGCUUGCCCACGCAUCAAGUGUGAAAUUAAACAACCAAGUAAAUCUUUA